This is a messenger RNA of Acaulospora morrowiae, 744 nucleotides long. The record is from the annotation of a GenBank genome assembly. Lineage: Eukaryota; Fungi; Glomeromycota; Glomeromycetes; Diversisporales; Acaulosporaceae.
AUGUCUCUAGAAUCUAUCAUAGAAAACGCACAUCUUCUAUUGCACAUUACGUUGAACGCGAAUGUUGGCUUUGCAGAAAUUUCUGCUGACCGAGAAAAACUAAUUUUUACGAAUAAAGAGAAGGAAUUGCUAAAGUGGUUGGAACGACUGGAGUCGCUUAAAAAUCAACGACGCGAGCAAGAAUAUGCAUUGCAAAUACAAAAACACAUGUCAACGUUUAACCUUGUUGAAACUGCGAACGAGUUUAGGCUAAAAGAAGAAAUCAAAAAGAAAGAAAAAGAACUAGCACUUUUGCGAACAAAAAAUAUGGUUAAAGACAAGGUCAUAGGAAGUGUUGAAAUCGGACGCGCCAUUCUUUCCUCGCUUUACUCCUCAAAUUCCGGCUCACAUGUUUCAUGCCUCACUAAGCUUGUAAACGAGCGUGAUUCUCUGGUAUCGGAAUUCCUAACUUCUCAUCAGGAAUUACUCAAAGCGCGAACUGAACUGGCAAAAUUACAACAAUCUGUCAUUAUGUGUCAUAAUGAUAAUCGGGAGUUGACGAGAAAAAUUAAGGAUGUUCGAUCACAGUCGAGCGCGUCAACCUCUGCAGAUCUUAACCGCUUGCAAAGAGACCUAUCGGAAGCCGAAGCAAAACUUGAGGUGACUAAAAACGUCCUGCAGGAUUUGAUACUCGAAAGCGGAGUCAAUUGGGUUGCAGACGAGCAUUUAUUGAAACUCAUGUUGAAUAUUGGGAAGGAAAUUUGA